CCUUUUAAAAAACCCAGAGCUCGCCUUCUCCAUCUCGCAAUUCGACCAGGAACCGCUUGAGGAAUGAAGACUGCAAUAGCCAUCGGACAUGGUCAGAAUUACGAAGAAGCCCCGCAGACCACUGGCCUGAGCGCAGCUGGUGAGGAAGCCGGGAUUCAACCCCUUCUCGAUCACUUCCAAGCAGUCAGCUUCUACCAAGAAACCAACGCUGGGCCCACAAACCCCACCAGUUCCACCGUUCCAGAAAAUCCCCAUCCAUUCCCAGAAUCCCCCAACGAAUCGCAACCGUCUAUAACCCACCAUACAACAUCUACCGAAGCCGCAUCAGCUGGAAACACCGUCUCCCCCAAAGACGGCUCUGCCCAGAACGCGAACGACACUCCCGCCUCGUUAGCUCCUCCGGUGGGCCCCACCGGUACGGUUCCCGAUAAAGGGAUUUCAGUGAAGGGGUUCGUAGCGGAGAAAUUGACUCCUGGAGAUGAAGACAGAGCGCUUUCGGAGGUUAUUUCGGGGAUAAUUCGUAGCCGUCAGGAAAAGAAACCAGAAGACAUGCAAGAUCCGCCGGAAGAUGUGUAUGAGAAGCCAGCGGCGAAGGUGUCAGAUUCCGGGAAGGGGGUUGUGGAGAGGAUCAAGGGAGCAGUCGGGUCGCUGCUUCGUAAGGGCGGGGAGUCACGUACUUCGCCGGGCGCAGACUGCCAAUCACGUGAUACGUGAUUGCAUGAG
Magnolia sinica is the source of this 723-nucleotide messenger RNA. RefSeq names its product low-temperature-induced 78 kDa protein-like. The record is from RefSeq and is a predicted model, not a curated record. Lineage: Eukaryota; Viridiplantae; Streptophyta; Magnoliopsida; Magnoliales; Magnoliaceae. The transcript is spliced from 2 exons. Gene Ontology annotation, biological process: response to abscisic acid; response to stress. The coding region runs from base 64 to 714 and encodes 216 amino acids.